Gamsiella multidivaricata is the source of this 952-nucleotide messenger RNA. RefSeq names its product 60S ribosomal protein L21-A. The record is from RefSeq and is a predicted model, not a curated record. NCBI's taxonomy places the organism in Eukaryota, Fungi, Mortierellomycota, Mortierellomycetes, Mortierellales, Mortierellaceae. The transcript has 3 exons. The coding region runs from base 293 to 778 and encodes 161 amino acids. Gene Ontology annotation, biological process: translation. Gene Ontology annotation, cellular component: cytosolic large ribosomal subunit; ribosome. Gene Ontology annotation, molecular function: structural constituent of ribosome.
GACCUCUUGGGGUAAAUGGCACUUUUGGCUAGUGGAAUUGAACCUGAAGCGAGAGUGGAUCAAGGACUAUUAUUAUACGCACAUGGGGAGCAGGAUCGCGAUUACCAUCAUCAGGACACCAACAUCAUCAUGGUCAUGGGCAUCAUUCAUGGGGGCACCAUCAUCAUUCAACCCUCACCAUUCGACCUUGCUCCAGAAAAAAGACAUUGAACAAGAGAUCAUGGUGGACCUAUACUCAUUUUUUUUUUCUGUCAACUAUUUUGCAUCUUUUAUCGAUCAGAAUUGAUUCAAUAUGCCUCACUCCUAUGGUAUCCGCGCUCGCACCCGCCACAUGUUCGCCCGUAACUUCAGGGAGCAUGGUAUGCCUAUCAAGCUUACCACCUACCUGAAGACCUACAAGGUUGGCGACAUUGUUGACAUCAAGGCCAACGGUGCUAUCCACAAGGGUAUGCCCCACAAGUUCUACCACGGCCGUACCGGUAUCAUCUACAACGUGACCAAGUCCGCUGUUGGUAUCAUCAUCAACAAGAAGGUCGGCAACCGCUACCUCGAGAAGCGCGUCAACAUCCGCAUUGAGCACAUCAAGCACUCCAAGUGCCGUGAUGACUUCUUGCGCCGCGUCAAGGAGAACGCUGCUGCCAAGUUGCAGGCCAAGACCGACGGUGUCAAGGUCAACUUGAAGAGACAGCCCGCUCAGCCCCGUGAGGCCCGCUUCGUCUCCGUCAAGUACAACACCCCCACCACCCUCAACCCCAUCCCCUACGACACCCUCGUCUAAGCUGUUAAAAAUGGAGUUGAUUGAGUGCGGAAUCGAUGCAAAUAAACGAGCAGAUUUGUUUCCACAACAGAAACCAGAGAGUGCUAGUGUUGCCUUGAUAUUGACAAUUAUGGCAAAGUGUUUAGCCACUGCAUUGUUGCAGAUGUUGACGACCAGGUGGAGUGAAGAUGCAAC